CGUCGUCCCUAUUCUCAAACGAGGCCGACUCGAAUAAGGUCUUGAAACCACGCACUCAGCAUCAUAUUUAUUACUUCCAGCUCUUCCCCUCUUCACGGGAAUCUACCUACCUGCCAUCUCUACCAUCUUUCAGCAGAUCAAUCAUUCUUUCGACAUCGCUUUUUGCGGCGUCUCUCCCCUUUCAGUCGUUGGUUCGUGUUCUGUCGGAGACUCGCCUUGUCUCCCUUCAAAUUCAGCAACGUUGAAGCUCCAAAAUGCCGCGACGGCGGCCCCCUCGCGAGGGUCACGUCGUGAAUAACUUCUUCCUCUUUGCAGCAGCGAUUCUAUUAUUACCAUGGCUGGUCGAAGCUCAGCAGCAGCAACGUCCAGCAGUCCAGCAGCGACACGAAUCACCCCACGAGAGUAACGUCCUCGAAGUCACGAAAAUACCUCCCCUCGAGACACCUCUUACCCACAACCGACGCAAGAACACCCUCAGUGUCCGGAACAACAAUAUCGUAAAGAAAGAUGUAGCCAUCGAAACUUUGGCUCCGGCGGAAACCGCCGUUGCAGCACCUCCUGCAAGACUGUCCAGCAUUCGCAGUGCUGGACUUACCUCGCCGCAUAUUGCGCGGAGUCUUGAGGAUUGGGAAGUAGAAGACUUUGUGCUUCUGGCGACCGUCGAUGGAAGAUUACAUGCCAGGGAUCGAUUAACUGGCAAGGAGAAAUGGGCAUUCCCUUUCGGAACCCCGAUGGUGGAGACGAAAUACCAUCGAAGGAAUCGAUCAUUAGUCGAGGAAGACUACGACCCAAUGUCUAUUGAUGACUACAUUUGGAUCGUAGAGCCCAGUCGCGAUGGAAACCUCUACAUAUACAGGCCCAGCGGACCCAAUCCUGGAUUGGUGAACACCGGUCUGACGAUGAAGAAGUUGGUGGAAGAUAUGGUACCUCACGGAGGUGAAGAUCCACCAGUCAUGUACAAUGGUGAGAAGAAGACCCAGAUGGUCACUAUCGAUGCCUACACCGGAAAAGUCCUCAACUACUACGGUCCCCAAGGUGCCAUCGUCAACGAGCAAUGCCAAGUAUCGAACAGCCGUGGUGACACCGAUGAAUGUCCUAGACAGGCUACUCUGACCAUUGGACGAAUAGAAUAUACCGUCGCUAUUCAAGGUAGAAGAGAUGGACGCCACGUCGCGACACUGACAUUUUCAGAAUGGAGUCCUAAUAACUACGAUCAAGACCUUCAGCGACAGCACAGCAAGUCUUUGGACGAUCAAUUCAUAUUCCCUGGCCACGAUGGAAACUUCUAUGGAGUCGACUUAUCAAAACAGGUUAACGAGGAUCGAGCUCCAAGAUACAUGCACAAGCUUACGUCCCCCGUGGUCCGAGUCUUCGAUGUUGCCAAAGCAUGGGGAGAUAAGAGUGACCCGGAACUUGUCAUCCUUCCUCAACCUGCACCGCCAACGAUCGAGGACCAAAUAACGACGGAUCGCAGAGCUUCUAGCAUCUUUCUCAAUCAUACAGAAGAUGGUAGUUGGUUUGCAAUGUCUGGAAAGACGUACCCAUGGGCCGUCCAAGGCUCCCGACAAGCACGGAUCAAUCAGCAAGGAUGGAUUGAUCAUCGUCCUCAAUGGGACGUUAUGAACAACGACCAGCUGUCGGAGGCUUUGGUUGGCUUACACUCAAUUGAAGGUGCCAAGUCGGAUCCGAUAUUGACGAUAGGUGGUUCACUGCCAGACAAUAAUCAGAGCGAGCAAACCUUUGCCGACAACACACCUUCCCUGCUCGAUGACCCAACAUGGCUACAACGCCUGCUACUAUUGCCCAAACUGGCAGCCGAAAGUCUACUUGAAUUUAUCAAAAACCCGUUCUGGAUCAUCAUCCUCGUCGUUGUCAUCUUUUCCAAUCAAAGAGAGAUUCGUUCCUGGGUCGGAAGGCAUGCUAGUGGUAAGGGCUUGGGAAGAGUCCUCGAAAGCCGCGAGCCCAGAGCAAUUCCAAGCGUCGAUCGACUUCCUGAAAUUCCCGAGGAUGAAGAGAUCAAGCUGCCUGUUCCAGAGCGGCCUACUUCAAUCGUCAUCGACGAGACAUCUGAAGACAAAGAAUCCACGGACGACAUUCAGGAUGAAGGUCGGCCUUUACAAGAAACAGCGGCUUCCAAGUUGGACGUUCCAGGUGAAGAGAAGGCCACUACAUCCCCAGAAAAGGAAAAGAAAAAGGCCCACAGAGGCCGUCGUGGAGGUGUCAAGCACAAGAAAGGACGAGCCACAUCCCAAGGUGCUUCGGAAGAUGGCGCUGCUACACCGGUUCCCAAGCCGGUGCCCACCGUCGAAGACGCGGUCAGAGAUGCCCAGAAUCUGGGCCAGCAAGCGAAAAUGGAACCAGACAUUGUUACAGUACCUACUGAUCCCACGGAGGUUUCGGGUCCUAUUCUCCGCAUUGGCGCUCUAGAAGUCGACCAGGAAUCUUGCAUUGGUAUCGGCAGCAAUGGGACCAUGGUGUUCAAAGGCAUCUUUGAUGGGCGUGAGGUUGCUGUGAAGCGAAUGAUGAUACAGUUCUUCGAUAUCGCUUCACAGGAAACAAAGCUGCUCAGGGAGAGUGAUGACCAUCCAAACGUGAUUCGAUACUUUGCACAGCAACAGGCUGCCGGCUUCCUCUACAUCGCGCUAGAGCUAUGUCCUGCCUCACUAAGUGAUGUUAUUGAAAAACCAUCUGUUCAUCGUGAUCUAGCACACGCCGGCGAGAGAGAUUUACCGAAUGUGCUCUAUCAGAUCACCAACGGUCUCCAGCAUUUGCACAAGCUUCGCAUCGUGCAUCGUGAUCUGAAGCCAGCAAAUAUCUUGGUCGCGAUGGGCAAGGAUGGAAAUCCUCGACUACUCGUUUCGGAUUUUGGCCUUUGCAAGAAGCUCGAAGGGGAGCAGUCCUCUUUUCGCGCAACAACAGCUCACGCUGCUGGAACUUCUGGUUGGCGGGCUCCAGAACUUCUUCUUGACGACGAUGCCAAGGACAACGAAGCUCAUAAGACAAUGGUGGAUGCUAGUACAGACGGCAAUUCAGGUUCAAUUGCCCUGAAUCCUGAUUUGUUACCCAAUCGCCGCGCAACACGUGCUAUCGACAUAUUCUCUCUCGGUCUGGUCUUCUUUUACGUUCUGACCAAAGGAUCUCAUCCAUUCGAUUGUGGAGACAAAUACAUGCGCGAGGUGAACAUCCGAGCCGACAAGUACAAUCUUGAUAAACUAGAUGUGCUGGGAGACUACGCCUUCGAGGCCAGAGAUCUCAUUGCAUCUAUGCUUUCUCAUGAGCCGAAACAACGUCCCACGGCGCUUCAAGUUAUGGCCCACCCAUUCUUCUGGUCACCGAAGAAACGUCUCAAUUUUCUCUGCGAUGUGUCAGAUCAUUUCGAGAAAGAGAAGCGGGAUCCUCCAACACAAGCUCUCGAGACACUCGAGUCAUAUGCUCCUUCAAUUUGUGGCAGUGAUUUCCUGAAACCACUAGGGAAAGAAUUCGUUGAGUCUUUGGGCAAGCAACGUAAAUACACAGGGACUAGACUGCUCGACCUACUUAGAGCUUUGAGGAACAAGAAGAAUCACUACGAGGAUAUGAGUGACAAACUCAAGAGCCAUGUUGGAGCACUACCGGAUGGGUAUUUGAGUUUCUGGACGAGAAAAUUCCCCAGUCUACUCAUUAGUUGUUGGAACGUUGUAUAUGAGGUUGAGUGGGAUGAAUCUGAUCGGUUCAGGGAGUACUACCAGCCCGCUGGUUUGUAAGUUGGGACAGAUUUUGGAGUAUCAAAAAGGGUUCAAGGUUGGCAUGGAAGGGAAAAUGGCAUGGCUCUGUACUAUAUGCAGUCUUUCUGUGACUCAGCGGAGUUAUUCACAGCGAUAUUUUUCUCACCUUUUCUAAUUCCUUGUAAUUGUGUCGUGAUGCUUCAAAAAAAAAAACA
Molecule: messenger RNA, 3919 nt
Organism: Mollisia scopiformis
Lineage: Eukaryota; Fungi; Ascomycota; Leotiomycetes; Helotiales; Mollisiaceae
Exons: 2
Coding region: 255-3743 (1162 amino acids)
Biological process (GO): mRNA processing; intrinsic apoptotic signaling pathway in response to endoplasmic reticulum stress; protein phosphorylation
Cellular component (GO): IRE1-TRAF2-ASK1 complex
Molecular function (GO): ATP binding; protein serine/threonine kinase activity; RNA endonuclease activity
Source: RefSeq, a predicted model, not a curated record